Molecule: messenger RNA, 1250 nt
Organism: Symsagittifera roscoffensis
Lineage: Eukaryota; Metazoa; Xenacoelomorpha; Acoela; Convolutidae
Product: mpv17-like protein 2
Exons: 4
Coding region: 409-1062 (217 amino acids)
Biological process (GO): cellular response to reactive oxygen species; mitochondrial ribosome assembly
Cellular component (GO): membrane; cytoplasm; mitochondrion
Source: RefSeq, a predicted model, not a curated record
UUUUUACAACUCAAGAUAUGCUAUGUAUAAUUUCUGUUGCUAUAGUUUUUGUAAUGUAUUGUGGUAUUAGAAUUCAGUGUACUCAUUUAGUUUAGUCCCAGGAGUGCUGAAAAAAACUGAAUCAAACGAACCAUUUUACUAGAUAUGUUUUAUCAAUUGUUUUUGUGUUAUUCGUCAGAGUAGUUUUUCGCGAACUAACUUCACGAAUGCUUUAGAGCAAUCUCUCAAAUCCUUAGUCUUUUAUUGUCUUUGAGAUAAGUACGAUAUGAAUCUAUGUGAAAAUUUUGGUCGGAGCAAAAAUUACAAUUUCUAGUUUUUGUCGUCGAAUUUGGAUAUGAAACUGUUCGCUCUCAUUGGCCUUAGAAUAAUCCACUACAGUUUCUUGUAUGGUCUCAAAACCAAAUCAGAAUGAAGUCCUUCCGCAAAUUGUUCUCUGGAAAGUAUCUCUGGAUUACUAACGUAGUGUCCUCCUGUUCUUUCGCCUUCCUGGGGGAUGUUGUCGCUCAACGCAUCGAAGCAAGUAAGAGGAGCGAUACAGAUGAGGGGAUGAGGAAGGGGGUGAGAAGAGAGUGGAAGUGGGAUCGGGAGAGGUCGUUGAGACUGUCCAGCAUGUACUUCCUCUACAGUCCCUGGCAGACUGGACUCUAUCUCCUCAUGGACACAUUCAUACCGGGCACCACUAUUCGAGCAAUCGGGUGCAAAAUAAUCCUCGACGAACUGAAUGCCAUUCCACUGUACAUUUCAUUUGUGACCAUCCUAUCCCUCCGAGAGGGAAACACCCUCAAAGAGUCACUCAACCGAACCAUGACCCAAUUCUGGCCCAUAUAUUCUAUGGACUUGCGUGUAUGGCCCGCAGCCCAGUGUAUCAACUUCCUCUAUGUGGGAUCCGCUUUCAGAGUAACUUAUGUCAACCUUGUGACUUUUAUCUGGGAUAUUUUCUUGUCAUAUACGGUCCAUAAAGAACCAGAAAUAGCAGCACGUGAACGAAGAUUAGAAGACCCAAUCAGCUUCAAAAAGAAAAAUAUACCUUUUGAUAGUCAUGACCAAGCAAUAGUUGGUUGAUAAAAAAGAGAGUUUGUAAUUUUGGAGAGAAACCAAUUCCGUUGCUAUAGCUUCGACAAGAUUUUGUAACGCCGAUCAUUCCGCAGAACUAAUUCUACAACUCAACCAUAUUCAAUAAUUAAAGGAGUACUUUCUAAAUGUAUUUGGAUAAUUGAAUUUACAGACAGAUUUAGCGAAAAUUGCUUUGA